This is a messenger RNA of Saccostrea echinata, 1690 nucleotides long. RefSeq lists its product as uncharacterized. Bases 8 to 1000 code for a protein of 330 amino acids. Lineage: Eukaryota; Metazoa; Mollusca; Bivalvia; Ostreida; Ostreidae. The record is from RefSeq and is a predicted model, not a curated record. The transcript has 7 exons.
CACAGUCAUGGCCAGCAACAAGGAUGUACUGUUGUCAGAGCUUGAGCAGGUGAAACAGAAAGCUCCUCAUAUAGAAGGCGUGACCUUAGAAGCCUGUCUUCCAGAGAUAGUCAGAGUUCACAUUUAUGUGGAUGAUAUGAGACAGAUGACAGCAGUGAUGCAGUUCCUGGAGACUUAUCCAACAGAACCUAUAGUGGUGGAACUAAAGAGCAAGACUCUGACUGAAAAACUACUGGACGGAGUGGUCAAGAUCUGUGAUGCCGAGGCACGCAAAUAUAUAGGUCAAAAACAGAUUAUCCUGAUGAUAAACUUUUUAAAGCAGUUCUUGAUAGACAACCCUCUGUGUAUUGUUAAUGAUGAAGUCGGGAAAGUGAAGAAAGAGCUCCUGUCAGACGAAGACAGGUGUAAACUGAUGCAGUCUACCUCACAGAUAGUGCUAAAGAUUAAGGAAGAGGAAUACUAUAUGAGCUUUAAAAUCACAGUCCCUCCGGACUAUCCAGCCAAGCAAGUCCAAAUAGAAAUGUCAGAGAACAACUUUCCUGAUAUACUGAAGACAAACUUUGUUGGUCAGGCAGUAGAAAUAGCCAGACAGUGUGUACAACCUCCCCUGAAAAAGAAACCAAAAGACCCUCCCUUUGAACCUAAACCCUCGCUGUACCCAGUCUGUGAACAUCUUGUACAACAGUGUGUCAAAAGAUACGCAAAAGAGAACUGUCCCUUGUGUAAUGAUAGAAUUCUGCCUCGAGAUCCAGAGGAAUUGCAAAGAUUAGAUAAGAAGAAGAGGAUAGAAAGAGUGUAUUGUGGACAUUUAUUUCAUUAUUUCUGUUUAUAUAAAUUCAUGAAGACACCUCCUUUUGCAGCUGGAAAAUUUUGUCCAUCCUGUGGCAAACAGAUUUUCCAUGAGAAGUUCAAAGUUUCAGCAGAAUUGGCGGAGGCACGGUGGGCACACAAGCAGGCAAGGCAGCGAGAACUAGCGGAAGUGGUGGACUUCUUAGAAUGAAAUUUCUAGACCUUAGGCAAUAUUUUAAUAAUUAAUUGUGAUAUUUUUAAAUUAGGUAAAUGUGUACAUUCAAAUGGUUUACAUGUACUGUGUGCUUGUAUUUCAAAUACAAGUUUAGUGCAUUUUAGAUAAUGCAUUUAUAGUUUUGAAAGCAGUGAAAGUUAUUAUUGAAUGGCUGUUUGUUGGGAUUCCUAUAAAAUAGUACUCAGUACUAGAAAGGACUGAGAAACUUAUGUCUGUUAACAUGUAAAUGUAUCAGGCUUUAUAAUUCUGGUAAUACUUUCUAGUUAAUACAUGUAUAUUAAAGUUAAUUAAAAGAAUUGUUAUAUGCUUAUUUCAGACCAAGGGUUUAGAAGUUAUAUUCAAUAUUCUUUGGGUUUUUUUGCAUGAAGCAAAUUUAUGUAUUUAUGCAGGUAUUUUAAGUUACAAACAUUUUUUGAAUCUUUAAAGGGACAACUUUUUACAAACUUUUUUGUCAUAUGACCUAUACAUUCACAAUAUUUGCUCAAGAUUCUGGUGCGUAACAGAUUAAGUUAAGGACCCUUUAUACACUAAUAACAAAAAUUGUGUUUGGACAUUGAGGAAAUUUUAUCAUAUAAAGUAUAAAUAUUGAGUUUAUCUGGAAAGUAUAUGCAAAUAAAAUGUUCAAUUAAUUCAUCUAGGCCUAGAGAAAUGGCAAAAAUUCUUGAA